Messenger RNA from Scleropages formosus (Asian bonytongue), 5620 nucleotides. RefSeq names its product immunoglobulin-like and fibronectin type III domain-containing protein 1. The transcript is spliced from 25 exons. Gene Ontology annotation, molecular function: protein binding. Gene Ontology annotation, cellular component: M band. The coding region runs from base 173 to 5521 and encodes 1782 amino acids. The record is from RefSeq and is a predicted model, not a curated record. Lineage: Eukaryota; Metazoa; Chordata; Actinopteri; Osteoglossiformes; Osteoglossidae. Gene Ontology annotation, biological process: sarcomere organization.
AGUCACACAUGUAACUUCAAGGAUUUAUUACAGAAGAAGUCGAAGAGGUGGCACUCGGAUACGAGGGUGGGCGAUAGCAGUGAUGCAGUGGGGCUGAGCUGAAAUCACAGAGGACUUACCUGACAAACAGCCCUACGUUUUACAGACACAAGGAUUCACAAAGAUUACCAAGAUGAUGAAGAAAGCAAAAAUGGCAGAUCAUACUGCCAUUGGGCAGGUUCUUACACUGCCAGGCACUGAUGGACAGCUCGUCAAGAAAAAAGGAUUCAAAAGAAGAUCUAAAGUUCCAGGGGUCAUGAUCACUCAGUAUAUAGAACAUCUUCCAGAAGGAAAAAACACACCUGACUUUACCCGUAAACCCAUUCCUUUGACCAUACAGGAAGGUAAAUUAGCUAUAUUUAAAGCAAUUGUAACUGGGGAUCCAGAACCAAAAGUCACAUGGAGCAGAGCCAAGGGUGAGAUGAAUGAUCCACAAAAAUACCAAAAUAAAUACAACCCAACAACUGGUGAACAUACACUGGAGAUCCCACAAGUAAGUGGAGAAGAAGCAGACACUUACAAAUGCUAUGCUACAAAUGAGUUUGGGAAGGCAGUUUGCACCGUUGUCCUUAAUGUUAUUGAAGUUGGGUUCAAGAAGAAGAAAGCAAUGCAAGAGGCAGCAGUUCCAACUGAGGACCCAGCAGAGUUCAGAAAAUUGCUCAGAAAAAGUGCUGGUUUAAGAGAAGUGAAAAAGCAAGGAGAAAUUGAUGAGAAGGUCUGGGAAAUCCUUCUAAGCGCAGAUAAGAAAGACUAUGAACGCAUCUGUAUGGAGUACGGCAUUACAGACUUUCGUGGGAUGCUAAAGAAACUUGGUGAAAUGAAAAGAGAGAGAGAGGAAGAGCAAGCGCGGUUUAUUAAACAACUGAGUAACCUUAAACAUAUUGAGGUUAAAGCAGAAGAUCUUGCUCAGUUUGAACUGGACUUAGAGUUAAAUGACCCCAACAGCAGGAUAUUCCUGUACAAGGAUGGUGUAAUGAUUCCUUACAGCAGAGAAGGGAAUACGGAAAUGAAGCAUAGUCUGAGGCAAGUUGGAAAGAAGUAUAUCUUCAGCAUUAAGAAUCUUCACUCAGAGGAUGCUGGACUUUACCAAGUGGAUGUGGAAGGCGUUAAUAUUUUCUCCACUGACUUUAAAAUUCCUCCAGUAGAAUUUCUUGUGAAAAUUGAAGAGGUAAAAGCCACAGAAAGAGAGGAUGCCCUCUUCGAAUGUGUCAUAUCCCAACCCUUGCCACAUAUAUACUGGAUUGGAAAGAACAUCCCUUUGGAAGCUGGCGAGAAGUAUGACAUCACUGUGUCAGAGAACAUGUUGAUCCAUAGAUUACUUGUGAAAGAUUGCAUGCCUGUUGACCAGGGCAUCUAUGCAGCUGUGGCUGGCAUCACUUCCUGCAAUGCCUGGCUUAUUGUUGAAGCUGACAAAGAUCCCAGUUCACAUGGUAAGAAGACAGCCAGAAAAGGUACCGUGGCUGGUGGUAGUGGAAAGAACCUGGAGAAAAUCGCUCAAGAACAGCAGGAAAAACUGAAGCAAGAGAUGAUGGAUUUGUUGGAUGCUGAAAAAAAGGCCCAAGCUGAAAGACAGGGAGCUGGCAGAGCAGGGGGCGUGGCUGGAGUUGCUGGUGGGGCAGGAGCCUUGGGUGGAGCAUCUGGUGGAAUGGGAGUCAUAGCUGGAAUUGCUGGUGAGGCAGGAGCCUUGGGUGGAGCAUCUGAUGGAAUGGGGUUCAUGGUUGGAUUUGCUGAUGGGGCAGGCACCUUGGGUAGAGGAGCUGGUGGAGUGGGGGGCCUGAUUGGAGUUGCUGGUGGUGCAGAGGCCCAGGGUGGAGGAGCUGGUGGAUUGCUGGGUAUUAGUGGAGUUGCUGGUGGGACAGGGGCCCUGGGUGCAGGAGCUGAUGGAAAGGGAGGAAUUGGUGGAGCUGCUGGUGGGGCAGGGGCUCUGGGUGGAGGAGCUGAUGGAAAGGGAGGAAUUAGUGGAGUUGCUGGUGGUGCAGGGGCCCUGGCUGGAGGAACUGAUGGAAAGUGGGGAAUUGGUGGAGUUGCUGGUGGUGCAGGGGCCCUGGCUGGAGGAGCUGAUGGAAAGGGGGGAAUUGGUGGAGUUGCUGGUGGAGCAGGGGCUCUGGGUGGAGGAGCUGAUGGAAAGGGGGGCAUUAGUGGAGUUGCUGGUGGUGCAGGGGCCCUGGCUGGAGGAGCUGAUGGAAAGGGGGGAAUUGGUGGAGUUGCUGGUGGUGCAGGGGCCCUGGCUGGAGGAGCUGAUGGAAAGGGGGGAAUUGGUGGAGUUGCUGGUGGUGCAGGGGCUCUGGGUGGAGGAGCUGAUGGAAAGGGGGGAAUUAUUGGAGUUGCUGGUGGGGCAGGGGCUCUGGGUGGAGGUGCUGGUGGAGUUGGGGGAAUGGCUGGAGUUCCUGGUGGUUCAGGGACCUUCAGUGGAGGAGCCAGUGGGGCAGGAUUUAUGGAGAGUGGAGCUGGUAUGACAGGGGAUGUGAGUGGAAGACUUUUUGGGGAAGGAAGCUUAGGUGGAGAUGCUGGUGGGGCAAAGGUCAUGACUGAAGGAUUUGGUGGGGCAGGAAAGUUGGGUAUUGGACCUGGUGUGACAGGGGGUGGGGCUGGGGGCAUGGCAGGGGCAAGUGAUGCACUUGGGGGAUCUGGUGGCACAAGGGGAGCCAGAGAGAUUGGGGAAGCUGGUGAGACUGGAGCCAUGGGUGGUGGAACUGCCAGUGGUGCUGGUGCCAGCAGGGUAACGAUGGGGGCUGGGGGUAUGGUUGUAGGAGCUCGGGGUACUGUUGGGGAAACUGGAGCAACAGGGGGUGCGGGAGAAGUAGGAGGUGCAGGUGGGAGUAAAGAGGGUGUGGGGGGCACAGAUGGGACUGGAGGUACAGGUGGUGGAGAAGGGGCAGGUGGGGGAGAAGGGGCAGGAGAGCCUGGUGGAAGUACUAGACCAGGUGGAGCGGGAGGAGCAGGUGGAUCUGCUGGGGGAGAUGGAAAUGGUCCAGGAAAGCCUGGAGGAAAUGGAGCUGGAGAAGAAGGCGCUGGAGGAAAUGAGAGUGCAAAAGGCGAUGCAAAGAAGGGGAAGCGCGGCAAAAAAGGGCCACUGGAACCAGCCGCAGUCACAGAGGCUGGAGUUCACUUUACCUGUGGGUUACAAGAUAUCAGAGGUGUAAUUGGUGAAUCUACUGAAAUGCUCUGUAAAGUGAGCAAAGAGGACUGUAAAGGCGUCUGGUACAAAGAUGGAAAAGAGCUAUCAUCCUCAGCAGGGUUGACAAUUUCUAAAGAGGGGACUGUCCACAAGUUAAGAAUUCAAAAGGUCACAGAAGAGUCUGCAGGAAAAUACCGCUUUGAGGCAGAUGGGCGUAAAACAGAAGCAGUGAUUGUUGUCGAAGACCCACCCAGGUUCGAUUCCAAGGAACUGGCUACAUUUUGUCUUCCUGUAACUGUGAAAAGUGGUCAAAACGCAUCCUUCAAAGUAACAUUUGUGGGUCGUGAACCAAUGAAAAUUCAGUGGUACAAAGAUGAUGAGGAGCUUAGCAAUGAUGUAAAUGUUAAGCUGGAGAAGUCCCCUGGGCACAGCCGACUGCUACUUAGCAAAUUGCAACGUAAAGACUCUGGAGAAAUUAAGGUGAAGAUCAAAAAUGAGUUUAGUACCACGGAGGCCUACAGCAAAGUUAUUGUCCUUGACAAGCCCACUCCUCCACAAGGACCAUUGGAGAUACUUGAAAGCUCUGCACACUGCAUUGAGAUCAAAUGGAGAGUCCCAAAGGAUGAUGGGGGUGCCCCAGUGACAAAUUAUAACCUGGAACGUCAGCAGGUGGGACGCAACACCUGGAAGAAGAUCGGUAAUGUCCCAGGCAACCCCCCAGUGUACAGGGACACCGAUGUGGACCACGGCAAAAGAUACUGUUAUCGCAUUAGAGCUAUAACUUCACAGGGCAUCAGUGAGAUAAUGGAGACAGAGGAUGUACAGGCAGGUACCAAAGCAUAUCCUGGUCCUCCUGCCACACCUAAAGUAGUGAGUGCUUUCAAGGACUGCAUCAACCUCUCUUGGGCUGCCCCAACCACAACUGGAGGGACAAACGUUUUAGGCUACAAUGUGGAAAAACGCAAGAAAGGCAGCAAUCUGUGGAGUCAAGUUAACCCAGAGGGAGAGCUAAUUCAAGCAAGAAAGUAUGCAGCGAGAGACGUAGUUGCAGGGGUGCAGUAUGAAUUUCGUGUAUCUGCAGUCAAUGUUUCUGGGGCUGGUGAACCUAGUACCCCAACUGAUUUUGUGUCUGCAAGAGACCCCAAGAAACCUCCUGGUAAAGUAGUUGACCUGAAGGUGACAGACUCCUCUUACAAAACCUUGACUCUUUCUUGGAAUAAACCUGUUGAAGAGAAGGGCAUGAAUGAUGAGGCUAAAGGGUACUUUAUAGAGAUCAGACUGGCAGAGAACCCAGAGUGGCACCGCUGCAACACCAAUCCUAUCACUAUGACCACCUACACAGUGAAGGGCCUGAGGUCUAUGGCAAUGUACUGGGUUAGGGUGAUUCCUAUGAAUGAAGGGGGAGAGGGGGAACCAAGAGAGCUGAAUAACUACAUCCUAGCAAUGCCCCCACCUGUGAGGCCACGAUUCACAGACAUCAAGCUCAAGAAUUUCUGUGUGGUGAGAGCUGGGAAUUCUACUCGGAUCAACAUCAACUUUGAGGCCUCACCUUGGCCGGAAGUAACGUGGCUGAAGGAUGGUCUGCCAGUGCCUAAACACAUAACAAUAACCAAUUAUGAGGGAACCUCCCAGCUCCUGAUUCCUUCUGCAGAGCAUGCUGACAGUGGAAUAUACAGCAUCAUAGUCAAGAAUUUGGUUGGUCAGGAAACCCUCAGUGUUGAGAUCAGAGUGGCAGAUGAACCCAAGCCCCCUGGUCCAGUUGAGCUGGAGGAAAAUGUUCCUUACACAGUGACACUGUCAUGGGCGCCCUCUCCAGACGAGAAACGUGACGAUCGUCUGCACUACAUGGUUUCCAAACGCGACUCCGACAAGAUGACCUGGAACACUGUGGGUGACCACAUCUUCAAUAACAGGUUCACUGUCUGCAACAUCUUGCCUGGGCGCAAAUAUAAGUUCCGUGUGUAUGCCAAGAAUGACAUGGGGAUGUCUGACCCCGCUGAAUCGCCUCCCUGGGAAAUCAGCGCCAAAAAAGAAAAAUUCAUUCUGAAUCUGCCCGAGUCCAAAGAAUGCAACCUGCAGAGUCCACCAAAGUUUCUGGUCCCGCUGAAAUUGCACAGUGCUCCUGAAGGCUAUGAAUGCUUCAUGACCUGUGCUGUGAGGGGUGACCCGGCUCCUCAUGUCACCUGGUAUCACAACAACAUCAGUCUUAACACCAACGCCAACUACUACAUCACCAACACUUGUGGUGUGUGCUCCAUGCUCAUCCUAAGGGUUUGCCCCAACGACAUGGGCGAGUACAAGGUCAUCGCAGAAAAUCCUCUGGGCAGGGCCGAAAGUUCCACCAUGCUUAAUGUCAGAGAAUAAAGCAGUAGUAACUUCAAGGCAACAAAAUUGGUUGGAUUUUGUUUUUAAUGUUAUGUUUUAGGGGGUGCGGUGGUGCGGUGGUGCGGUGGGUUGGACCAC